UGGCCUAGGCUUGGGCAGUUGGGACGAAGACGAAGUCAAAAUUCAAAAGUUAGCAUAAAAAAGGUGUGAUAAUGUCCGAAUCCAGUGGCAGUAACGUGCCAUUCGUAAAAGGUGGGAACGUAUCUGGUGAACAGACGACAGGGUCACACUCCCAUGACCAUGGCAACGAACAUGGCCACACCCAUGAGCACAUGGACAAUGCAGGAUUUUUUGUAAACAGGGAGCUACCACUCAGAAGAUCAGAUUGGAAACAGAGAGCAUUCACUGUCGGCAUCGGUGGUCCUGUUGGGUCUGGAAAGACCGCCCUCGUUCUGGCCCUCUGUAGACAUCUAAGAGACAAGUAUGGUAUCUGUGUUGUGACCAAUGAUAUCUUCACAAAAGAAGACUGGGAGUUCUUGGUGCGGAAUGAAGCUUUACCAGAAGAAAGAAUGAGGGCUGUAGAAACAGGAGGUUGCCCACAUGCUGCUAUUCGAGAGGACUACUCCAUCAACUUGGAAACUAUUAAGGAGUUGACCAUCAAGUUUCAGCCUCAGAUAGUGAUCGUUGAAUCAGGAGGGGAUAACUUGGCUGCUAACUUCAGUCGAGAGCUGGCAGAUUACAUCAUAUAUGUGAUUGAUGUUGCAGGCGGAGACAAAGUCCCACGGAAAGGCGGACCCGGGAUCACCCAGAGUGACCUCCUGGUAAUCAACAAGACGGACCUUGCUGAAGCGGUUGGUUCAGACCUUGGUGUGAUGAGGAGAGAUGCUGACUUGAUGAGGCAGAAAGGACCAACUAUAUUCUCUCAGGCUAAACAUAUGAUAGGGGUCGAGGAGAUCGCUAACCAUAUACUGGCUUCAUACCAGUUGACUUGUUGACCUUCAAAAGGUUAACAUGUGAAAGGGGUCAAAGGUAUACUCGCUUCAUAUCCAACAACCUGCUCACCUUCCAAAGAUUAAACAUACUGUAUGAAA
Lytechinus variegatus (green sea urchin) is the source of this 950-nucleotide messenger RNA. RefSeq names its product urease accessory protein UreG-like. The transcript is spliced from 6 exons. NCBI's taxonomy places the organism in Eukaryota, Metazoa, Echinodermata, Echinoidea, Temnopleuroida, Toxopneustidae. Gene Ontology annotation, molecular function: nickel cation binding; GTPase activity. The coding region runs from base 72 to 854 and encodes 260 amino acids. The record is from RefSeq and is a predicted model, not a curated record.